UUUUGUAUGUUGGUACGGUGGGUACAUUUGGGGCAUGGGUGGCACAUGCACGAGCCUCUGUGAGGGCUGGGGCAGAUAAAAGCGCGCGGUUUGGGGUCGCUUCUGUUUGCGCACAGAUUCUCUCUGACCGCGACAUGGUGCUGUGCGUCCUGCGGAUCAUUCUCCUGGUAAUAUGUCUGCAGAUGACUGGAUCAGCACAUGGCUCACGAACAGAAUGUGAGCAGUCCCAGUUCCAGUGUGAAAAUGGCCGCUGCAUCCCCUCGGUGUGGCAGUGCGAUGGGGAUGACGACUGUGUGGAUGGUAGUGACGAAAACACAUGUGUACGGAAGACUUGUGCAGAACUAGAUUUUGUUUGCCGCAACGGCCAAUGCAUUCCCAAGAGGUGGCACUGUGACGGGGAACCGGACUGCGAAGAUGGCUCAGAUGAGGGCACAGAAGUUUGUCAUACCAGAACUUGCCGUAUGAAUGAGUUCAGCUGUGGCGUAGGCUCAACGUUGUGCGUUCCUGUCUCAUGGAGGUGUGAUGGUGAAAAUGACUGUGACAACGGAGAGGACGAGGCGAGCUGUGGUAACAUUACCUGCUCUCCUGUGGAGUUCACCUGUGCCAGUGGUCGCUGCAUCUCCCACAACUUUGUAUGUAACGGUGAGGAUGACUGCGGUGAUGGAACUGACGAGAUCGACUGCAGUCUUUCUUCGUGUGGUCCUAACCAGUUCCAGUGUGGCAAUUCCACAUGCAUUCCUAUAGGCUGGGUUUGUGAUGAUGAUGUGGACUGUCAGGACCAAUCGGAUGAGUCACCUCAGCGCUGUGGGCGAAACUCAACGCCAUUGGCAAAGUGCUCAUCCAGUGAAGUGCAGUGCAGUUCGGGAGAGUGUAUUCACCGCAAGUGGCUGUGUGACGGAGAUGCAGACUGCAGGGAUGCCAGCGAUGAAAGAAACUGCCCUCCUCGCUCCUGUCGGCCUGACCAGUUCAAGUGUGGCGAUGGCAGCUGUAUCCACGGCAGCCGGCAGUGCAAUGGCUUCCAGGACUGCACUGACGGCACGGAUGAGCUCAACUGUCAUAACUCGACUCAGUGUCGUGGUCUUGACAUGUUUAAGUGUCGAAGUGGAGAGUGUAUUGAGAUGAACAAAGUGUGUAAUAAGUUUCGGGACUGCGUAGACUGGAGCGAUGAACCCAUAAAGGAAUGCAAUCUGAACGAGUGCGUGUUUAACAAUGGUGGCUGCUCACAUAUCUGCCGAGACUUGGUGAUUGGCUAUGAAUGUGGUUGUACGCCUGGUUUGCAGCUCAUCGAUCGCAGAACAUGCGGGGAUAUAAAUGAAUGUUUAAACCCAGGGAUCUGCAGUCAGAUCUGUGUCAACCUGAAGGGAGGAUAUAAAUGCGAGUGUCAUGAAGGCUAUCAGAUGAACUCCACUACAGGAGUGUGUAAGGCAGUAGGCAAAGAACCAUGUCUACUCUUCACAAACCGGCGGGACAUUCGGAAGCUGGGACUGGAGCGGCGUGAAUAUACACAGAUAGUAGAGCAGCUGCGCAACACUGUGGCUUUGGAUUUCCAUUUUAACCAACAGAAAAUCUUCUGGGCUGAUAUGGGACAGAAAGCCAUCUUCAGUGCAGUGCUGGAAGAUGUAAACAGCCACACUAAAGUGAUUGAUGUCCAGAUGCCAGUUGGAAUAGCAGUGGACUGGAUCUACAACAACUUCUACUGGUCAGACCUUGGUAGUAAGACGAUAGCUGUGAAUAAUUUUAAUGGCACCAAGCAGAAAGUGCUGUUCAGCAGAGAUCCAAAAGAGCCAGCAUCCAUCGCCGUGGAUCCUCUUUCUGGGUUUCUUUACUGGUCAGACUGGGGUGAGCCAGCUAAGAUUGAGAGGUCGGGCAUGAACGGGUUAGACAGGCAAGUCCUGGUUGAAACAGAUAUUCAGUGGCCCAUCGGAAUCACCCUUGAUCUGAUCAAAAGCAGGCUGUACUGGGUGGAUUCCAAGCUGCAUACUCUGUGUAGUGUGGAUCUAAAUGGAGACAACCGGAGAAAAGUGCUGCAGUCUAAGAAUUACCUGUCCCUUCCCUACGCCCUUACUGUGUUUGAGGACCGUGUGUUCUGGACAGAUACUGAUAGUGAGGCCAUCUAUGGGGCAAACAAGUUUACCGGCUCAGAUGUGAUUAUGCUGGCCAACAACCUGAAUGUACCACAAGACAUAAUCAUCUACCAUGAACUCAUCCAGAUGUCGGGGACUAACUGGUGUAAUGAGAAGGUAGAAAAUGGAGGCUGUUCCUACAUGUGUCUGCCAGCUCCUCAGAUCAACAAACACUCCCCUAAAUAUACAUGUGUAUGUCCAGAAGGGCAGGAGCUGGCUUCUGACAGCCUGCGCUGCACAUCAGCACCUGUAGACGGAAACAUGAGCACCUCUAUCCAUGAGGUGCAAUCAGCCAAAGGAUCAUCUGCAGCCUGGGCAGUGGUACCAGUCUUGCUGCUGGCGAUGGCUGCAGCAGGAGCGUAUUUAAUGUGGCGUAACUGGCAGAUAAAGAAUAAAAAGAGCAUGAAUUUUGACAACCCAGUUUACCUGAAGACAACAGAAGAAGAUCUGAACAUCGACAUCAGCAGACAUUCUGCCUCUGUUGGGCACACAUAUCCUGCUAUAUCAAUAGUAAACACAGAAGAGGAUUUACCAUAACCAGUGCCCUUUACUGCUCUUGUUCAUGAACUGUCCAGUUAGGACACCUGCCAACCACUGCUGUUCCAGCAGGCUGACAGCUUUCCGAAGUGCACUUCCCAGUUAUUUUUGGGAGUGUUGAGUCAUUUGUGUGAAUAUACUGAUGGAUUUCUUCCUUCUCACAAUGAAUGUGCCCAAAGCCACAAAAUAUUUGAGGACAUGACCUUUUAUUUACUGUCAGGUUUCCACAUGUAUCCUGGUCCUAACAAGGUAGUUGACCCACCUGACAGUUUUUGAUCCAGACAUUGCAACUGCUGUUGGGCAUUUAGUUUGUGAGAAUACUUAAAUAUGAUUGUUUUAUAGGCAGCCAUAUUUCCAAUGUAUGUUUUCAGGUUUUUCUUUUGUUAAAAUAUUGACCUCCAGAAGCACAUUCUUAUAAAUAAGGCUUCUUGUGUCUUACCUAAGAAAAAAGCUAUUUAUAAAACACUGUACGUAUCCCUAAUUAAAAUAGAAUAAGUAUUCUUAAGCACUUUGGUUAGAUGCUCCUGUGUAAAUAAGACUGUAUACAGUGGACUGAAUAAAUGUUGCUAUGUUGGGUCAUAGUGCCAGGGUAAAUUAAAAUGUAUUUAAAAAGAAAAUAUUGGUAAACUAUUUUGUAUGUUUGUGUGCUGUUCCUGUGACCUUUUUUAUAGCAUUGUACAGGGGGAGUAAACACUCUUUAUUGAAGACGGUUGCCAAUACUUGAAAUGAAAUAAAAUGAUUUGUUCCAUUGUGA
Trichomycterus rosablanca is the source of this 3414-nucleotide messenger RNA. RefSeq names its product very low-density lipoprotein receptor-like. Bases 135 to 2660 code for a protein of 841 amino acids. Gene Ontology annotation, cellular component: plasma membrane; apical plasma membrane; signaling receptor complex. The record is from RefSeq and is a predicted model, not a curated record. Gene Ontology annotation, biological process: receptor-mediated endocytosis. NCBI's taxonomy places the organism in Eukaryota, Metazoa, Chordata, Actinopteri, Siluriformes, Trichomycteridae. The transcript has 18 exons. Gene Ontology annotation, molecular function: calcium ion binding; hormone binding; protein binding.